UUUUACGUCUUUCUGGGCUGGUAUUAUGGCAGCGUCACCAUCCGCGAGCUGAUUCUCAAAGCCAAUGGCUCUAAUAUCAAGUUGUGGUGGCUCUUUCAUCACUACUCGUCGAUUGUGGUCUCGGCCGUGUUGCUGCUCUGGUCUCACACUCCGGCUUGUCUGGAGUUUGAGUACUACUUUAAAAUCUUUUCCAUCUAUCAAGGCAUUGUGCAGGUCAUGCAAUACCGGUAUCAGAGCGCGACUCUGUACAAGAAGCGCGCCCUUGGCGAGUCACAGCUUCUGGACACGACU
Monosiga brevicollis MX1 is the source of this 291-nucleotide messenger RNA. RefSeq lists its product as uncharacterized. The record is from RefSeq and is a predicted model, not a curated record. Gene Ontology annotation, cellular component: membrane. The transcript has 3 exons. The annotation marks the transcript as partial. Lineage: Eukaryota; Choanoflagellata; Craspedida; Salpingoecidae.